CGUUCCGCAGCGCCGCUGCGGCCGCUCGCCCCGCCCCGCGGAGGGGAGUGCGCUCGGUGGCUCCGCCCAGCGCUUCCGCCCGGCGCUCGGUGCCGUGGGCGGAAGCAGCGGAGCGGCCGCGGCCCGAGGCAGGGGCUUGGGGGCUGUCCGUGAGGGGCUGGGGCUCCUCGCGGACGUUCCUGCGGUCGGCGCUGCUAUGUCGGCGCUCCCGAGGAGCUACAACCCGUUCGCGGAGGACGACGACGAGGAUGUGGCGCCGGCGGGUCCUGGCGGGGCGGGCGGCGCUGACCGGCAGCGGUUCCUGCAGCAGGAGGUGCUGCGCCGCUCCGCCGCCACUGCCGACAGCACCACCCGCUCGCUGUCGCUCCUCUACGAGUCUGAGCGCAUCGGCGUGGCCGCCUCCGAGGAGCUCAUCCGUCAGGGAGAGGCACUGAAGCGCACGGAGCAGAUGGUGGAUAAAAUGGACCAGGACUUGAAGACGAGUCAAAGGCACAUAAACAGCAUCAAGAGUGUUUGGGGGGGCUUGGUAAACUACUUCAAAGCCAAACCUCCAGAGAGCAAGCCAGAGCAGAAUGGAGCCCCUGAAUAUUAUACUAACAGCAGGUUAAAAGAAGCAAUGACGUCUAGUAAAGAACAAGAGUCAAAAUACCAGGAAAGCCAUCCAAAUUUAAGGAAGCUAGAUAAUUCAGACAAUGAUUUCAACAAAGCAGAUUUAGUUUCUUCAGUGCAAAGGGAUGCCUACCCAAAGAACCAACAAUUGCGAGCUUACCACCAGAAGAUUGAUAACAACUUAGAUGAGAUGUCUUCUGGGCUGAGUCGCCUGAAGAGCCUUGCUCUUGGCCUGCAGACUGAAAUAGAAGAGCAGGAUGACAUGUUGGAUCGGCUCACAAAGAAAGUAGAGACACUGGAUGUCAACAUCAAAAACACUGAUAGGAAAGUCCGACAACUUUAAAGGAUUUUUAGAAUUUCUUUUGUCCAGUGUUGGUUCAUCCUGAAUGCCUCAUCUCAACCGAUCUCUUAAAAAAUCUUGGGUGGUGUCUGUUUCUCUUUUUUUUCUGCUGUGUUACUGGUUUUGUUGUCAUUAAAAUUACGUAGUUUUAAGUCAGCACAAUAAUUUACAUUUCCUCUUAGUCUACACAGGAAAAGGGCAUGUGGAGUAAAAUCUCAGCAUUGGGUCAGGAUGCCCUGCUCAGUUGUGUAACUGCGUCAUGUGCGCAGAGGAAUUCGCACUCCACAGAGCUGCGGUGUCCUUGGCCUGGGAUGAGAAAAAGAACUGCAUUUUUGCCUCUGUUUUGGGGAACGGGCAGGGGGAACAGAAUGUGCUGCUUUGUUCGGAGCAAAUGUUGCUAAUUCUGUUUACCUACAGAUAUGUUAAAUUCUGAAAAAAGGCUGAUUUCCAGCUGUAAAAAUAUUUUUAAGUGACUGUUCUGUGGCAUUUCUGGAGCUUAAGGAAAGCUGUUCUGUGGAAGUUGUAAAAUAUCAAGGGUGUCAUGCAGUUAUGGUAAUAUCCUGUGUGCGUUCCCUUUCCUAAGAUGACUUUGCCCAAAUGGUGCAUCCACAAAUUGUGGUUUUUAUGUUUGGGUAACUAAAUACUAUUGCCUUUACAGUCUUGUCAGUAAAGAUCUCUAAGGGUAUCUUAUGGUCUGCAAGAAAUGUUCAUUGACAGUGACCCAAAAAGUUUGGGUAACAAAAUCAGGACUUAAAUGUAUGUGCUCUUGAAGAUUCUUCUGCAGAAAUGGUCACCAUCUGUUUUUAAUUUUCUGCUGUUUCUCAGCUUAUUCAUUUAGGUGGUUAUUUGAAAAAAUAGCUUCCAUUUUAGAAAUGGAGAGUUGAUCUGAUAGUGCACAAACAGAUUGUAGAAGAUUGUUCUUUAGCAUUUAUUUCAGAUCUGAUUAGGGAUGGAGCAGAUGCUGUGUUUUGCUAAGUAAUGUGACUGUUAAGAAACUCCAUUGUGGUUCACAUACAUCUGCAUUGGCUUAGCAGGUAUGAAAAAUUCCUGCAAAUGAGGAAAAGCCCAAAACCAUUUUUGAGUCUUCCAGCUAGAAUUUGGGCCUUUCAAUUUGUUUUGUUCUUUUGUAAGGGUCACUGUAGAACAAAAUAAUCAAAAUUCUGCUCCAGCCUGAAGACAUGACAGUGAGACAAGUGAGAACUUGCUGUCUGUCUUGAAAACAAGCAAGUUGCUCCUGUUUGGAGAGGCCAGGGGACCUGUGUCAGUGUUGGAACAUCACAAGUGACAGUGUGUGGCUAGGAAGAGAUUGUUACUUUUGAAAAUGCCACAUUGCCUUAUGAAUUAAAGACCUUGGUGUUCUGUGCUAUCAAGCUUGUCCCCUUCACAGAUGUCCCAUUCACACCCCCCUUGUUCCUUUUUCAAGGGAUUUGUUACCUUGAGCUCACUUGCCACAAGGUGCAUCCAAUUGUUAAGGAGAUAAGAGAACUUGAGACUUUCUUCUUUUACUUUGUCUCCUGAAAGUUCACUUGUAGAAAAAGAAAUCACUAAAACCACUACACUUAAUGGACAUAGUAUUGUGGAAAAAAUACUAUUCCUGGCAUUGCUAGCAGGGUUGAGUUGUGAAUUAGAUUUUAGGUGAGCCUUUGUUUCCUUUGUUACUGAUGGCAUUGAUUUCAAUCCCUCCCCAAAAAAUCUGUUUUGCAGGGACAUAAAACUUCAAGAGCUAUUAAGUACCUUUAAUUGCUUUUUAAUUUUUCAGUUUGUAUCAUUUAUGCUCAUUUAGAACUAUAAAUAGCCUAUUAAUAUUAAUGUAUCAUUUUACUGUCUGAGUUUAUACCCUGAUUAAUUCUCUUACUUUGUUAGAAUAUUUGUUAAUUAUAUGAUUUGAUGUCUCAAGACAGUUGAUACAUUUAUUUAGUAAAUUAUGCAAUUGUUAGUAUUCAUAUGUUAAGUACCUCAGUGAAGGAAGAUUGAAAUUUUUAUUAUACCUGGUUUUGUUUCUUACUUGUUUUAAUAACACUCCUUUUAGUGUGAAGUCUGCCUUCACCUGUAAGCAACUGUCACAACUCAGUGUUUUACUGCUAAGGUAAGACUCUGAUAACAAGGAUGGACACUGAGAUUUUCUUGAGUAAGGUGUGGCAAAUGGAGGAAAAAUGUCACUGGAGGACCCAGUUGUGUUAUGUGUAGCAAGAAGUCUGGAGCUUGAAUCCAAGCAAAAAUCGUUGACUUAAGGGUGAAGCGUACUGCCUUUCUGAUGUAAGUUAUUCCCUUUUUAGUCUAAAUUAUUUCACAAAAUAACUUCAAGUUUUUGAGCAAAUGUGUAGUUGUAUUGGUUUUAUGAAAUGUUCACUGCAUCCUGGAUAUCUUUGGUGCCUUUAAAAACAUGGGCAGGGAAGGGGAAUAAAAAAAUAAAUCCCUAUUUCUGCUUUGGGAAUAAAAAAUAAAUCCCUGUUUGUGCUUUGAGAAUGCCCUGAUCCAAGCAGAGUAGAAACCCAGGAUUUCAGCCAUGUGGAAUUUAUACAGAGGUCUAACUUCUCAUGUCUUCUAACAAUCCCAUUCACUGCCUCAGUAAUGUAUGCCUGCCUUUGCUUAGGUUUUCCUGCUCUCUUUAUUACUUUUGUUUUGUUUUAAUGGCCUUGUUUUAAAGGAUCAUUUCCCACACUGGAUUUCUUUUGCAGGGGGAAAAAGAUGGUGCAUGGAUAUAAAAGAAUUUCUGCUACAAACUGAAUUGCUUGUGUCUGCUUUCACACUGAUUUUUGCUGAUAACAAACAUAACUGACAUGAGGAGACACCACUAUUUUGUAAUAGUGAUGAUUUUUUUUUCUCUUGGAAUAAUUUUCCAUCCUACAGGAAAACGAAAUUUAAAGAAAAAUAACCACAUGAUUUUUGCUUUUCCAGGAAAUGCCAGUUUGCAUGUGUAAUGAAGGAUUUACUUGAGUAGCUUUACUUAGUGUUUCCUGAGAUGGCAUUUUAUUUCUUCUUGGAUACUGUUGAAAAACUUAAACUGUGUAGAGUCCAGGACUUUCAGAAGAAGUUUAAUUUGCACUUAUGUAGUAAAAUAAAUUAUUUUGCCUACAUAUUCAUGUUGGCAUAUAAGCUGGUGUUCUUGCAGCAAAACAGCUCUGGUUAAUUUUAUUGGCUUGGGUAGAAGUUUAAUAAGGUCAGAAGAAGAUGGCAAAAAAAUAUUUUAAGUAUUCUUUAUAAAAGGCAAUUUGUCAGUUUCUCAAAAAGUUUGCUAAUCAAUUUUGAAGAGAUUUUAAACACUGGGGAAGUAGUAUAUACCCUUCAUAACACAGACAAAAAAUUCUAAAAGCAGCAAGGGAAAAAAAUGGGAAUAACCAGUAUCUGAUGACUAGACUCCUAGGUGUAUUUGAAUUUUAAAUUUCCUGAGCAUUGAAUUAAAUCUUGUAACAAAUGAUAUGUGCUGAAUGUUAGUCCAUACUACACAGAUUCUGUUGCUGUGCUGGCUGUAUUGGCCCUACUGAAAUUGUUGGGACACAAUGGUGUCAGGAGUUCUUUUAAUGUGUGAAAUUCACCUGAAAUAUUUUGCAGCUUAGUAGUUUUUGUGAUGUCUUUUGUUAAAUGGUGAAAUAGAAGAUACUUUCCAACCACUCUGCCUUCUGAACAAACAGAUUUUUGUAGGCAUUUUUACAAGCAUAACAACAUAUGGAGGAUAUGUGUUAAUUUUUACUUUGAAAUACAUAGGACUUAAUUUUUAAAUCACAGGUGUGAUUUAAAAUUAUUUGUGUCUAUGGCUUUUUAAAAUAGAACUUUUAAUUCUGUGCCACCCAGGUAUAACACUUUUUGUACAAGUCAAAUUGCAUUCUCUUUUAUUUAAAUGCUAAACUGAACUGUAGUUCAGCAAUUUAAGAGAUUGAAUGGAAUGAGUGUUGAAUGGUAAGACAGUAAAUAAAAGGUGUUUGUUGUUAAUAAA
Molecule: messenger RNA, 4883 nt
Organism: Corvus hawaiiensis (hawaiian crow)
Lineage: Eukaryota; Metazoa; Chordata; Aves; Passeriformes; Corvidae
Gene: SNAP29
Product: synaptosome associated protein 29
Exons: 5
Coding region: 197-952 (251 amino acids)
Biological process (GO): exocytosis; synaptic vesicle fusion to presynaptic active zone membrane; synaptic vesicle priming
Cellular component (GO): plasma membrane; SNARE complex
Molecular function (GO): SNAP receptor activity; syntaxin binding
Source: RefSeq, a predicted model, not a curated record